AUCAAACUCAGUCUCCUUCUGUCCGCAUAUUCACGUUAGAAGUUGAGGUUAUUGCUUUAAGACAUGAAGCUCUGGGCUACAAUCGCUGCUCUUGGGCUCCUGGCAAUAGGGGCAUGGGCACAAGGGGUGAUGCCCACAAUCAGCUUGCCGCCCUGUGACUCCCCAGAGGCUGAAGCAGCUGCUCUGGUGGCACAGGACUUUCUGAAUGCUCAACACACCCACGGCUACAAAUAUGCCCUGAAUCAGAUUGAUAAAAUCAAGAUCAUCUCCAAGCCAGGUGAAGCAGACACAUAUCUUUUGGAGCUGGACUUGCUGGAAACUACUUGUCAUGUCUUAGAUCCGACACCAGUGGGCCAAUGUCCAGUCCGACAAAAACAAUUUACGGCAGUUGAGGCAGAUUGUGAUUUUGCCCUCUCAAAUACAACUCAAGGCCUGUCUGUUGUAGCAUUCAAGUGUAAAACAGAGACAGAGUCAACAGAGGAUUUAUGUUUAGGCUGCCCUCUCCUCAUUCCUUUAAAUGACACGGAUGGCAUUCAGCUCAUUGAAGCCUCAUUAGAUGGUUUCAAUAAAAACCAUACUCUAAAUACUAAAUUUGCACUCUUUGAAAUUGGACGAAUGGCAUCCCAGGUUGUCAGCGGCGGAAACAUGUACUUUGCAGAAUAUGGCAUAAUUGGGACUAACUGCACAAGUCAUGAUGAUGAUAUAUGUAUUCCCCAGAAUCACACCGUUGCUGUCCAUGGCUUCUGUCUAGCUCAAGGUUCGGCCAAACUGAAUAAAGUUGACUGCAAUAUCUUCAAAACCCAAGUUGUGGACCCAGCAACCAAUGCCACAGUGCCAGUCCAACAACUUCUACAUGCGCACACUUCUGGACCUCACCACAACCCAACCAUCCACGGUCUUAAACAUCACAAGCUGACAACCCUCCAUGACCCUGCUGCAAGCGGUCUGCUCUCUGCAGAAUCUGCUGAAUCAGCCGAGAUAGUGGUGCCAAAGGAAGCUCCUGUUGUCAAGAGGGAGGUUGCUGCAUCAGAAGGGCUAGCCACAGAUGUAACGGCAGAUGCAACAGUGGCAGAAAAAACACCCAUUCCUUUACAGUCAAUGCCCACUGUGCCAAUCUGUCCAGGAAAAAAGAAACAUUUCUGACCUGGUCGCAUCCCAUGAACUAACCCUUUAAAUUACAUUGUUUAGGUCCUCAGAGAUUUUAGGGUUUGUCCUGUUGAGUUCUGAGAAUACCAGCAAGCUAAAAACUGAACACAUACCUACAGUUUAUCUGGAGUAAAUGUUUUAUCAAAACAGGUACAUGUAGUUACAAAACUGGCAUUAUGUUACAUCAUGUUAAAGAAGCAGUCAAGGCUAUGCCAGAUUUAUACAAUGGUGCUGUAAUAAAAUGUUUACCUUGA
This is a messenger RNA of Myxocyprinus asiaticus (Chinese sucker), 1400 nucleotides long. RefSeq names its product alpha-2-HS-glycoprotein-like. Gene Ontology annotation, molecular function: cysteine-type endopeptidase inhibitor activity. Bases 64 to 1143 code for a protein of 359 amino acids. Gene Ontology annotation, biological process: negative regulation of endopeptidase activity. The transcript is spliced from 7 exons. The record is from RefSeq and is a predicted model, not a curated record. Gene Ontology annotation, cellular component: blood microparticle; extracellular region; extracellular matrix. Lineage: Eukaryota; Metazoa; Chordata; Actinopteri; Cypriniformes; Catostomidae.